This is a messenger RNA of Alnus glutinosa, 1225 nucleotides long. RefSeq names its product SNF1-related protein kinase regulatory subunit beta-1. NCBI's taxonomy places the organism in Eukaryota, Viridiplantae, Streptophyta, Magnoliopsida, Fagales, Betulaceae. The transcript is spliced from 4 exons. The coding region runs from base 254 to 1135 and encodes 293 amino acids. The record is from RefSeq and is a predicted model, not a curated record. Gene Ontology annotation, molecular function: protein binding.
ACGUUCCUUGUGUCCGUAAAUAAACCCAACAUCAGCGUCAUUUGAUUAACCUCGUUCUAAUCUCAUUUUUCUGCACCCCGCCACCUCGCUGCAACCACCUUCCCCACCUGCAUUUCCUUCAUCUCUCUCUCUCUCUCUCUCUCUCUCUCUCUCUACAUGAUAUUUAUAUAUUUAUAAUGCAUACAUAAUAUACGUCGAAGAUUUACUUGUGUCUUUGGUGGAUCUGUGAGAGGUUUUUUUUGCCAAAAGAGUGAUGGGAAACGCCAACGGUAGAGAAGAAGGAGGCGAUGAUAUUGGGAGGGACGAUGAUGAUUCGUUGUCAGGAAGAAGAUCCAACGGUGAAUCGGAGGUCGCUUACAACCACGCGCCCAACUCGCAUCCUCCUGGGCGCCUGGCAUCAUCGGAUUCAAUGGGCAACAACACCCCUCCUCAGAGCCCCGGACGCUCGCGAUCCCCCAUCCUGUUCGCUCCUCAGGUUCCUCUAGCUCCCUUGCAGAGGGCUGAUGGCCCUCCCUUGUUCAAUAAUAUCCGGCAGAGUGAGUCUCAGGGAACUGUUGAUCAUCCUCCCGAGCCAGGAAUCCCUACUAUGAUUAUAUGGAACUGUGGUGGUAACAAUGUGGCUGUGGAGGGAUCUUGGGACAACUGGACAACUAGGAAGAUACUGCAGAGAUCUGGUAAAGACCACUCGAUUCUUAUGGUCCUGCCAUCAGGUAUAUACCAUUACAAGUUCAUUGUUGAUGGUGAAUGGAGAUAUAUCCCUGAUCUUCCUUACGUAGCUGGCGAAAUGGGCCAUGUUUGUAAUCUUCUCGAUGUUCAUGAUUAUGUGCCCGAAAACUUUGAGAGCGUUGCUGAGUUUGAGGCUCCACCAUCACCAGACUACAGCUACACUCAGGCUUUACCGGCGGAGGAGGAUUUUGCAAAAGAGCCAUUGGCUGUUCCACCCCAGCUGCAUCUAACUGUCCUAGGUAUGGAGAACUCCGAUGAGGCCUCUUCUUCCAAGCCGCAGCAUGUUGUGCUCAACCACCUCUUCAUGGAGAAAGGAUGGGCCUCCCAGUCUGUGGUUGCCUUGGGGCUAACCCAUAGGUUCCAGUCCAAAUAUGUAACAGUUGUCCUCUACAAACCACUCAAAAGGUAAAACUGCCACUUUUUCAAGCUCGACUCUGUAAAGGAAAAGAUCAAAAAUGCUUUUGCUGUUAAUUAUGAAGGUAUGUCUGUUUAUAGAACA